GCCAUUUCCCUGCCCCUAGUAAACAUGGCCGCCGCCGGGUCAACAACGGGGUUUGAGACCUGGCUGCCCAGCGCGGAGAUGGCCGCCCCGUGCGCGGUGUGGUUUGGGGCUCAGGAGGAGAGAGCCGUUUGCCCCUAUGAUGCCAAUCACCAGAUGCCCAGAUCCUCCUUGGCUAAGCACAUAGUGGCCUGCCGGCUGAGGAGGCUGGAGUACUCCAGAGAGGAGCAGGCUGAAAUGUAUGACUCUGCAUUUUACUACGAGAAAGCAAAGAUACCCACCAUUACUAUGGACAAGGAUCUACAAUUUCAGAUUAUUAAACAAGCUAAAGCUUUGAGUGCUAAAGAAGGUGGAGGCUCCAGUGAAGCUUUAGGUGCCUAUUCUUCACUGCCUGUUGAAGUUCCCCAAAACCACAAACGCUUCAUCUGUGACCUGACUCAAGCUGAUCGUCUUGCAAUCUAUGAUUAUGUCCUGGAAGAGACGAAGAAACAGAGGUCCAGAUCCCAGGCCACUGAAAACGACAGUGAUCUCUUUGUAGAUUUGGCUGCUAAAGUCACCCAAGAUGAUGGUCAAAAAGGUCCAAAGUCUCAUCUUGAAAUCCUGGCAGAAAUGCGGGACUAUAAAAGACGGCGGCAGUCGUACAGAGCUAAGAAUGUUCAUAUAACAAAGAAAUCUUACACUGAGGUAAUCAGAGAUGUGAUUGGUGUGCACAUGGAAGAACUCAGCAGCCACUGGCAGGAGGAAGGUAAACCAGACAAUGCAGAGACGUGUGAAGGAGGAAGAUCUUCCAUUUCAGCAAAAUCUUCAGGAAGAAACGAAGAGAGACGGUCAGCAUCAGUGGACUCUCGACAGUCUUGUGGAAGCUCUAAGGAUGUUGAUCGAUCUAGACACAGGAGAGAUCCCAGCAGAAGUCCAGACAAACAAAAAAGAAGUAGAGAAAGAGGCAAAGACAGGGAUUCCAGGAGAAAAAGAGAGAGCCCAACUUGGUCUGGUGAUUGAAGCAAAAGAGGAAGGGGCAAGGAUUCAAAUUUGUGCAGGUUUGCAGUGACUUUGGGAGGAUACACUCUAGUCUUCUGCGUCAGUCACCCCAUUGGAAACCUGGAUAAAGUGCAGUGUGAAGUGAGCCUGUAACAGGAUGGUUAGUGCACUAGCCUCUGAAGACUUGGGUCCUAGGCUAAGUCACAAGAGAGUGUAUUGACUGCUCUCAUCCUAGUCUCCAUUCUUGCAUACUGCAAAGCUGUUGUGUUCAGCAGGGGUGGCAGGUUUGUAGAAAUUUUGGUGGUGCCCAGAACCCCCCUCCCCCCCCAAACUCUGCCCCCACCUGCCUAAGGCUCUGGAAGGGAGUUUGGGUGGGGAGA
This is a messenger RNA of Chrysemys picta bellii (western painted turtle), 1355 nucleotides long. The record is from RefSeq and is a predicted model, not a curated record. Lineage: Eukaryota; Metazoa; Chordata; Testudines; Emydidae.